Messenger RNA from Amyelois transitella, 8396 nucleotides. RefSeq names its product protein piccolo (gene fid). Gene Ontology annotation, cellular component: cytoplasm; nucleus. The transcript is spliced from 6 exons. Gene Ontology annotation, biological process: tRNA wobble uridine modification. The record is from RefSeq and is a predicted model, not a curated record. NCBI's taxonomy places the organism in Eukaryota, Metazoa, Arthropoda, Insecta, Lepidoptera, Pyralidae. Gene Ontology annotation, molecular function: tRNA binding; S-adenosylmethionine-dependent methyltransferase activity. The coding region runs from base 1 to 4464 and encodes 1487 amino acids.
AUGGCGGAUGGCUGCGCGGGCGCGGCGGCGGACGCGGCGGGCGAGGCGGAGGCGGGCGCGGGCGAAUGUGCCGCCCGGGGCGCCGCGCUCGAAAGGGCGUAUGUCCACGACGUGUACGAGCAAGCUGGAGAGGACGGUGAAGACGCCCCCCGAGCGCCGGCCCCGGGCGUACAAGCGUUCUUGUCCGAACUUGAGCCUGGGAGCCUUGUUUGCGAUGUUGGUUGCGGCAACGGUAAAUACCUAAGUGUGAAUCCGUCUGUGUUCUCGGUGGGAGGAGACCGCUGUUCCAGGCUGACUUCGCAAGCUCGCCAACAUAACAAUGAGGUCGUGGUAUGCGAUAACCUCUGUCUACCGUUCCGGGACGAGUCAUUCGACGCGGUGCUGUCCAUCGCUGUGGUGCACCACUUCGCGACGGUCGAGCGCCGCGCCAUGGCUCUCCGGGAACUGGCCAGGGUCACCAGGAUCGGGGGACGGCUGCUACUUACCGUUUGGGCCAUGGAACACGAGGGGAGAAACUUCCAUUCACAGGAUGUAUUAAUCCCUUGGCAUCGACCCGCUACCUUAUGCCCACCUACACAAACUCCAAGGUUCCUUUCUGUCGAUAACGAUCAAUAUGCCGAGCCAUGGAAAAGUCGCGACGGGUCACCUGGUUCCUCAUCUUUGUCGUCGCCAAACGAAACCUGUUACUCAUUUGUGAGACGAGCGCUGCAACGAUUAGCGGGACGUCGUUCGUUUUUGCCCUCCUGGAGUAUGGGAUCACGCAUGCCACCUCGACCAUGCUCACGCCCAGAGCCUCCCGCUGCCGACUUGCCCAUUGAAUUGCGUCGACUAGACGAAGUUCUCCCGCCUAGACUGAUCACACAACAAUCCGAAUCGUCCACCAUCAAAUCCCAAAGCCUAACUAAUAUCGCGGAUGUAGACCGUCGAGCUUUAGUACGAUCUCGAUCGAGCCUACCUAGCCUUGUCAUUGAUGAGAAUGCCAAACUAUUUCACGAAAACGCUAUUGUUCCCGACUCAAACGAACCACGGAAGAAACCGCGAUUAGUCAAACAAAAGAAAUCGAUAAACGAAGACGACGCAGACGAAGACCUAGACAAACCAACAGACAUGAAAAGUUUAGUUGAAGAAAUGCCUAAUUUCAAAAUUCAUACACAUAGAUUACAAUCUAAAAAACCCGGAGUAUUCAAGCAAACAUCGCUAAAUGAAGAAUUGAUGUCAGUAGAACGACUAAGAGAAAAAGAACGCUUGAGGAAAAACAUACAAAAGCAAGCAUCAUUGAAUGAAGAAUAUCUUUACCGACGUCCGGGUGCUCUAGAUUCAAUCCGCGACUCCAUAUUUUCUACUUCAGCAACAACAGCUAAGAAAUUUCAGUCCCUUAAAAAUGGCCUCACUAGUAAAUUCAAAACUUCUACAACGAAUAUAGAUAAAGUAACAGUGUUUGUACGAAUGCUCCAAGGUUGGAAGAGUCACGGACCAGUUCCUGAAGUUCCUACACCGAGUGAUAAUAAUACUCCAACCGAAAAGACGUACCCAGAAAGACGACAUUCAAGAGAGGAUGGAUCCGAUUCAUCUAAAGAUAGCAGUUUGCAAAGUGAUACUAGUGUUGAUUCAGAAGAUAGUUUUGCCUCCGUUAUUUACGUCCCAAAAGCAGACGGUUCUGGAGAUCCCUUGUCACCGACACCUCUUUCACCGGGUCCUACUUCACCAAGACUUAAAGUGUCUUCUGUGCCGACAUCUCCAAGAAUGAAAAGUUCACCAGGUCUUCCUUCUCCAAGGAUAAAACAAGCUUUUCCACUUAUUCGUCCCCCACCUUCACCUAACAAUGUACAACCGCCAUCUUCGGUAAAUAAAAUAUUAGUGGCCCAAUACAGCUUAAAGAAUUAUUCCACAAACACAGUUUGUGCAGUACCUCUUAAACCUCAAUCUAAAAGUCAACCUAAUUCUCCGCCUAAAUCCGAAUCUGAAGAUUGUACUAUUAAGCCUGAGUUGCAACAUAUAAUAAAUAGAGAUAUUUACAUGGACGUCUUUGACGAAGUAGAUCCUAUACCACCAAUUCUAGAAGAAGAAGAAACUCCAACUGAAGUAACCAAAGAAUUGAUUGCAGAAAUCAACAAGGAUAUAGAAGAAAUACAUAAGCUUACAGCUGAAACAAAUCAAUUAAAGCCAAGAGUAGUACUUCAAGAUGUUAAACCUUAUCCAAAAAUUACAUUGCAAACAGUAGCUGAGUUACCUGAAAUACCACAGUUCAAACCAAAGGAAUCCAAUAAAUCACUUGCAACUAACACAUUAGAUUCAACAAGAGCUGUUGAUAAGAAGAAGAAAGAAAGAAUUAGACAAAUUAAAGAAAUGCUGAACAAGGGUAUUCCCUCCGUUAAUGUUGGCAGGAGACCACCGUUUCCAAUAGUUCGUGCAAAUAAAGCCGAACCAAUCGCUAAAAGCCGUCCGACACUAAUGUCUUUAGAACUAUUUAAUCCAGCUACUGAUGACAUGGAUAGUGACUCGAGCGGUGUUUCAUCGCCAGACUCGGUCGAUAGUGUUAUCAGCGUGGUACCAGAAGAACUUCGCAAAACAGCCAUGGAAAAAGAUCAAACCAAUCUCACAAUAACGGAAUCAAAAAAAGAUGAAACAACACUAAAAGAGAAAUCACCAUCUAUAUCUCUAGCUCCCCAAACACUAAUUGCCGCGGCAGCUGAAGUGGCACAUUCUUUGGAUGAGACGUGCGAAACAGUUAUUCAAUCAAGCCCACGAUCUAAACGACGUCAACUCGAAAAACUUGAAAGCGCAGAAGCCAUUGCAAUCAUUCAAGGUACCUCUAGUAGUAGCAGUAGCAGCAAUUGGAGUUUAAAUAAGCUUUCUCCAGGCGAUUUAAGGAUUCUGGAAGACAAAUCCCGAUCACAUACCAGUUCUAGUGGAAGCUCAUCAAGCCUAGAACGCCUCUCUCCUGGCAGAAGGUCAAAAGAUCGAUCUCCGAAGCUAGGAAGCACAAGCAAUUCUACAUGGAGUCUCAACCGACUAUCUCCAAAUAGACCAGAAGGGCGGUCGCUUGAUGAAAAUUUAAGUAAAAGUCACAGGAGUCCAACUCGUCUCCAAUAUGAUUCUAUUUCAAUAUCCAGUACUGAUUCAGAAAAAUCUAUUUCGAAAUCAGAAAGCUUCAAUAGAAUACAAAAUGAACCAUUAGUCACGUGCAAAUCAGAUAUGUUAGCUAAAGAGGAAGACUGGGUGGUGGACCAACAAGAUCGUGGCCAGCACCUUACUGAAUUCGCGGAGAAGUUAAGUGAAAAAUUAUUACAAGAAAUCGAUCAAUACUCAAAGAGAAUAAAUGAAGAAGACUUUGAUUUGCCUAGCAGUAGUAGUAGUGAGAAGAGUAUUUCUCUUAGACUGAAACGAGAAGAGGAAGACAGAAAUACACAAAAGAUAUUGGAUGAACUUUCAGAUAGCUUGCAACACUUAGAAGACCCGUAUGCAAAUAAAUUAAGUACAGAAAUGCAAGGUCUAAAUAAAGUAGGUGCAGAAAUUCAUGAGAGGACUAAAUAUCUUACUUCAAUUAACGAUACACAAGAGACUGAUAUAAACAAAUUGUUUCCUAAAUGUGGCACUAAGACAAAGAGCAAAAAGAGAUCAAAAGAUGUGGAUCCUAUUAUAAACAAAUAUAGGGAAUUGAAAAAGACAAUGAAGGUGACAAGCGAUGAAGAUUUAUACUUGAACAAUUGUGCCAAUAUCCAAUACAAUGUAAAACCAAACACAGACGAAAAAUUAACUGACAUAGACACGAAAAAUCCAGACGACGAUAGUGCCAUAUGUUCUAGCAAUGGAAAUCCUGAGAUAACUAUAGAUUCUGGUGCUUACGACACCAGCCAAUCACUUGAAACUGGAUAUUCUUUAGAAUCUGAAAUUAGUGUAGACUCUUUAUGUACAAGCACAGACAAAAGGUCGUCCCUAAAAGUCGGGCAGUCGACUGAUUCGAGUGAUUUGGACAAAAUGGAAAUAAGUCCAGAAUCUAUAACAUCUCGAUCUAGCGCGAGCACGGCGCCACUGAAGUCUGGAUUUUCAAUAGAAUCGAGCGAUACAUCAGCGGGUAGCGACUGGAGCAGACGAGAUAAAACUGGAAGUACUGCUUCAUUGGGCUGCGCUAGUCUUGCUUCAUUGCCAUCAUGCAGCGAGAGUUCAAAAGACAGAAAGCUGCUAGAAACCCGUUCAUCAUCUGAAGACACGGCUCCGGCGCCAUCUGUCCCGGCGCGAGCUAUACCUCACGCUCCUCUCCUGCCCUCACUCAGUGAUGGUUCAGAUAGUUUACCUUCAGAAGGGGGAGCGGUUACUUACCAUAGAUAUUACCAUGUUUUCAAACGAGGAGAACUCGAUCAACUGAUCGAGAAAUACGUGGAGAGUCUCCACGUCGUGUCGUCAUAUUAUGACCAAGCCAGUUGGUGCGUGGUUGCAGAAAAGGUACAAGUGUGGACCAUUUAGGUUUCCUUUCGUUAUUUCUAGGAAAUCUCAAUAAGUGUGUUGCUGGUCUGGUCUUGCGUAGAGCAUUAAUGAAUUGAAAUCUUAUGAAAUAGUGAACAUUGUUACAAAUAUUGAACUUACUAUAAACAGUACUUUAUGCAGUGAUUACAUUCAAGUGACCUUCCUAACUAACUCUUAGGCCUAGCGUAUGAUGACUAUACUCGUACACCACGGCAGAGGAUGUUUGUACAUUUUCUGUAGAGCAGCUUACCUUCCAUACAAUCUGUAAAUAUUAAUCAAAUGAAAAGCUAUUGGUGAAAACAAUUGUAAAAUCCGUUGUCAUGGUGUACCAUCAAUGUUCGCGUGACCACAGUGAGUGUUGAGGACAUUAUAAAAAUUGAUCAACCCUAUGAAUUGCCAAAAGCGAAGCUUUUGUUUUGAAUAAUUCUAGUAACAUUAUACAGGUUAUCUGUUAUCUCUUACUUUGUUGCCCAAAACGCAGCACUGUAGAUGCUGUUCAAAAAGUAUUAUUUAUUCAACAAUAUCAAAUUAAUAUGUUUAUUGAUUGACACAAUAUUCAAUGACUGAGAAAUAAAGGCAUAUCUGUUAAUUUUGUUGUCUUUUAACUUUGCUGGCUUAUUAGAUUAUCAUUAAGAUUUUGAAAUUCAUAACUUAUUGAAUUGCACUUAGUAAUGCUGCGACAUAUACUAAGGGCACUAGUAUUCUAUGCGGGAAUAGGACUCGCAUAAAAUGAAAACUAAGAGCUUUAAAUAGUGAAAAUUAAAUAUAAAUAUAUUAUACACUUCAGUGGCUCAAUAUAUAUGAUAAGCUAUUCGUAGCUUGUUAACGAUACUUUAAAAAUCAUGUGUACCUACCCAAUGAGUACAUCCGAAGACAUUCUCUCAUUAUUGUACCCUUAAAUGUACCUACCAUCCUUCAAAACCAAAAAUUUUAUUAACUUUCGAGUAAUUUUAUUAUUGAAGUCACCAUCUUCUUCAAUAAACUUAAAAUAGAUAUUAUUCUAAGACAAUAACGAGAUUAGUAAACUGUUUAAAUAGUCUAUUAUUAAAGUCUUAAAAUAUUAAUAUUGUUUAGUUUUGUAUGUACCUAUAAUACGAUAUAUUUUUGGUUUUGGAAUAUGGUCUACUAUUUCUUUCUAAUAUCUUAGCGUUAAUUAAUUGAAAUAAAAUGUACCAUUACGAGCUGGCCUCUCAAACAAAUGGAAUAUAUGUAAAUUAUGUAUGGGUCCAUGUGAACAUUUUUACAUCAGAUUGUGUUAUCUUCAAUGAACUCAUACUAAAUUUGGACCAUUUAGUGAGGUUAGUGGUGUAGUGGCCGUAGUGGCAUUAAGAUCGUUUCCCUUGCCUACUGUCAACAAUUGAGAGUACAAAUACAUGCAUAAACCAGUUUGAUUAAUACUCAAUACAAGAAUGUACUUAUUACUAUUAAAAAUCUAAGCCUUAUGAAGGUUACUAACCAAUUUUCUUCCGAAUGUGUAAAGGCAUGUGUAAUGUACCCCAUUAGCAUUCAUUUUUAUACGUGUAAUUAUUUUAUAUGAAAAAAAAAAUAAUUUACUUUAUAGAGUAAUUUGUCACAAAUCGAUUUAUUAUAAGUGAAAAUAACGAAUUUUAAAUUUCAUUUUUAUUGACGUAUUAUUUAAUGAUAAGUAAUUAAGGUAUGUAAGUUAAUUGAUACGACUUUAAACCCUACAGUAAUUUAUCUAACAAUGUAUUAAUGGUACCCACACAUUAAAAUAAGUGUAAGUUUUGGUGAACAAUAAUACGGAAACAUUUGCUUAUGCGGUAAAAGAAAUUAAUAUUGACAAAAAUUAUUCGGUAUGUUAUUGUAAAUAAUCGCUAUAAGUAUAUAAAGCUAUUAGAAAUUAAUUAUGUUAUCAAAAUCAGUGAGAUUAAAAUUAAUAUAUUAGUGUAGUGAUCAUGAACACACCCUGUAUACUCCAUAUUAUCUGCUAUAUGUACAAGAAUCUCAUAUAUUAUUAUAAAAGAAACUAUUCAGUAUACAGGGUAGGCAUAGUUCUUGCAUUGUCAUUAGGAUUAUACGCAAUUAGUAUAUAAAUAAUCAAAAUGUAGAGACUAGGAGGAAAUAAUAUAAACUGCACAACUGUUCAUUCUAUAAGGCAAGGUGUUUGCAGUUCAGUAUAAAUAUUAGACCAAUUAAUGACGAAUGACGAAUAUAAUUUUUAAACAUAUUCAGUAGAUAAAUACAAAUAAAGAGUACUUAAUUAAAAAAGUUGAUGCUGAAAUAUUUAUACUACUCGUAAUGCCUACCUAUAUGUAAUAUAUUAGUCAACCAAAGUUGCUGUCUAUUCAAAAUUGAUCAGAAAUUCUUAAAGCUAUAUUUACUGAACUGCAAAGUUUGACAGCAAAAAUCAACUUGAUGUGAUUUCUCAAAUACACAUUAGGAUAUUUAAAUAAAAUUAUUAAGGAUUUAAUAUUUUCUAAUUUAAAAUCUUGUUUGACGACAUAUGUAUUACUCCGCCCGUGGGGCGAUAAAUUCAUUUUCGAAUGUUGUGACGUUUACAAAGCAUAUCAGUGCUGUUUGUCUAUAAGAAAUUGGGUAUUUUUUCCUAUUUUUGUAUAAUUGAAUUGCGUAAUGUAUAAUUUUCGUGAAACAUACAGGGUGUCACUGUCACAGACGUGAGAACGCACAUGCACUUAGAAAAUGUAUAGUAAUUAAUCUUUUAUUCUCCAUGUGACCAAAAUUGACACCGAUUGGGAAAAUCAGUACUUACGAGGUUAAUAAUGAGCAAAAUUACUCGGAACAAUGUGACUUAUCGAAAGAGCAAAAUAUUAAACAUAUUAACAUGUCUCCAUCAGACAAACGAAACUUCGAACAAGAAAAAACUCGGAAGGCCAAACAUAAUAUUGAUUAUGAAAAAUAGUAGUUACUAUAAUAUACGAAAUUAAUCAUUAGUUCCGUGCCACUUGUGUUUUUUAACUUAUUUAAGAUUGUUUUGUGUCUGAGCGAAAGGGCGUUGCCUGUUUUCUGCACUUAAAAUGCAUAAAAAGAGUGAGCAAAGAAAAUUGAUACGAGAAGUCUGUAACGUGUACCAAUAACAAUACACUGAGUUGCAAAAAUAUAUACUCAAACACUGAGAAUUUUGCUCGCUAUUGUCCAAUCAAUUUAUCAUAAUCUAUUAAAGAUUCUGUUAUACUUCUUAAAUCUUUUCAACAUAAUAUAUCUGUACAUAAACAAACGUAUGUUAACAUUUUAUAUUGCUGAGUUUCACAUUGGCUUGAUCUGUGAUACCUAUUAUAAUAAAACACGGCACAGACCCGACCAUAUCUACGAAUCUUUUCUUAAAAUAUCGUCUCAAUUACCAUUUUGUCUUAAAAGAUGUAAAAUACCUAAAUAUUUAUAACGAUUUUUAUAUAAUAAACAAAAGCGAUCAUUUUUAAACUUAAACAGAGGAUCAUUGCGCUCUUUCUACAUGGAGCCCAAUAAGAACUAAAGAUGUUUAAAAAUGAACGUACAAUUUCAUUUCAUCGGGCUGUGUGAUAUUAUUUUUAACUGCCUGAUAUUCCGUAGUGGAUUUUUUUUGCAAUUUUUCAUCAUUGGCAACAUUUAAGGGAAGUUUUAUAAUGAAAAUAAAAUUAUACCACAGAUUGUAAAAAUAAAUAUAUAAACUAAACAACGCAUGUUAGUUAAGUCUUUGAAGUGAAAUUGGUUAGCACAAUGUAAUAAGAUACCUAUAUACUGAUUUAUGUUGUAUGUUAAAUUUUACGCACUGUAUCAAAUUGUUCAAGAUAUAAUAAAAGAAAGAUUACGCUGAACAUUUCACAAUGUGUCUGAAAUUUGAUUGCAUGAAACAAGUUGUCAACUGAAGCAAAAAUAAAUAAAUCGGACGAAGUAAAUUCAAGUUUUACAAGCAGGGAAUGUCACGUUAACUUGCAAUAAAAAAUAAUAAUUUUUUCGUAAACAAAAAUAGUUCA